UAACAAAUGAAAAGUAAGCAAAUAACUUCUCAAAUGGAGCAUCAAGCCACAAGCAGGAGAAAUGGAAGACACUCAUCAACUGAAAGGCUGUUGGCAAUAAGCUUGGGACUUGUGGCUGUAGCCUCACCGUUAUUUAUCGACAGAAAACCACAGACCAUCGAGGAACUGGAGCUCGAAGAGCAACCUUUAUUCAGCAUUUCCACUUAUCUGCUUAUCGUUUUGUUACUUCUCAUCAUUGUUGCGGCUUUUUCGUGUUACUUGGAUCAUAGCCUUACCAGGUUUGAUCCUUACUGGAUAUACAGAGUUGGAGGUUCUUCAGGCGGAAUCAUCGCCCUUCUAAUAGUUCUUACCCUCGUCUUAAAGUGUAGAGCUUUUUAGCCUUCAAAUCAUGAGAAAAAAAGAGAGAAAAUCUGAUGCAUGAAUGUAUCUAUGUUGAUGGUAAAGUUUAGAAUUUUCAACGUCUUCUUAUGCUAGAAAAAUAUAACAUAAUUGUAUGCAACUCCUGAAGUUACAUAUAAACUAACUUAACUUGUAUCAAUUUCGUCUUUGGUUUUAUUUUUUAAGUUGAAAUAAUAGAAGGGGAAAAGGUAAAGUUACAUGCCAUCGUUAUGGGCAAGUGCAGCAGGAGUCUCCAGAGGGGAAUAAUGUAGCAGAACUUCCACAGGCUCAAACAUCUUGACAUGGUCCAACACU
This is a messenger RNA of Cynara cardunculus var. scolymus (artichoke), 693 nucleotides long. RefSeq lists its product as uncharacterized. The coding region runs from base 7 to 378 and encodes 123 amino acids. Lineage: Eukaryota; Viridiplantae; Streptophyta; Magnoliopsida; Asterales; Asteraceae. The record is from RefSeq and is a predicted model, not a curated record. The transcript has a single exon.